UUCUGAGAUGACGGCUCUGGGUGUAGUGGGAGCUGCCCGGUUCUUAGUCGCCCUUAUCGCGGCUGUUCUUUGCAGCCACCCUGGGUUUGAAGUGAACGCCACCUUAAAUUCAGUUCUGGUCAAUUCCAAUGCUAUCAAGAACCUGCCCCCGCCGUUGGGCGGCGCUGCUGGCCACCCGGGCUCCACAGUCAGCGUGGCGCCAGGAAUUCUGUAUGAGGGCGGGAACAAGUACCAGACCCUUGACCACUACCAGCCGUACCCCUGCGCAGAGGACGAGGAGUGCAGCACAGACGAGUACUGCGCGAGUCCCACCCGCGGAGGGGGCGCGGGCGUGCAGAUCUGUCUCGCCUGCAGAAAGCGGCGAAAGCGCUGCAUGCGGCACGCUAUGUGCUGCCCCGGGAAUUACUGCAAAAACGGAAUAUGUAUGCCUUCUGAUCACAGUAAUUUCCAUCGAGGGGAAAUUGAGGAAACCAUCAUUGAAAGCUUUGGUAAUGAUCCCAGCACCUUGGAUGGGUACUCCAGAAGAACUACACUGUCUUCAAAAAUGUAUCACACCAAAGGUCAAGAAGGUUCUGUCUGUCUCCGAUCAUCAGACUGUGCCACAGGAUUGUGUUGUGCUAGACACUUCUGGUCCAAGAUCUGUAAACCUGUCCUCAAAGAAGGGCAAGUGUGCACCAAGCACAGGAGAAAAGGCUCCCAUGGGCUGGAAAUAUUUCAGCGCUGUUACUGUGGAGAAGGGCUGUCAUGCCGGAUACAGAAAGAUCAUUACCAAGCCAGUAAUUCUUCUAGGCUUCACACCUGUCAGAGACACUAACCCAGUUGUCUAAAUGCAGUGGACUUCUUUUAUAUAAUAUAUGCUAUGAAAAUCACUUAUGACUUUUAUCAGCUCAGUCUUAAGGAUGUAUAAAUUCUGUGGUUAUAGUUAAGCAUUCCAACAAUACCUUCCAAAAAUGUGGAGUGUAAGAGCUUUGUUUCUUUAUGAAACUCCCUUGUGAUUGCAGUAAAUUACUGUGUUGUAAAUUCUCAGUGUGGCACUUAACCUGUAAAUGCAACAAAACUUUUAAGUAUUUUUCUAAGGGUGCUACAUUGUCUGUUUUCUCUUAUGUAAAUUUUUGUACACAUUGAUUGUUAUCUUGACUGAUAAAUAUUCUAUAUUGAAUUGAAAUAAAUAAUUUCAGUUUAUAGUUCAUAAAUGCAUAACCCUUUCUACUUUUAAUUCUAGAGUUUAGAAUGCCUGAAGUUCUUGGGAUAACAAUUGAUGGACACCUAAAAUUUAGCAUGAAAAUACUAGACUAUUUUUUGAAGUGUACUAUCUCGAUGCUUAGAUUAUAUUUCUCUCUAGGUUGUGAUAGUCCUUGAAAUAAAAUUUAACAUUUACUAUCAUGAUAUGUUACAAGUAUAGAUA
Molecule: messenger RNA, 1405 nt
Organism: Castor canadensis (American beaver)
Lineage: Eukaryota; Metazoa; Chordata; Mammalia; Rodentia; Castoridae
Gene: Dkk1
Product: dickkopf WNT signaling pathway inhibitor 1
Biological process (GO): multicellular organism development; negative regulation of canonical Wnt signaling pathway
Cellular component (GO): extracellular region
Molecular function (GO): co-receptor binding; receptor antagonist activity
Source: RefSeq, a predicted model, not a curated record